Molecule: messenger RNA, 435 nt
Organism: Fulvia fulva
Lineage: Eukaryota; Fungi; Ascomycota; Dothideomycetes; Mycosphaerellales; Mycosphaerellaceae
Product: 60S ribosomal protein L14-A
Exons: 3
Coding region: 1-435 (144 amino acids)
Biological process (GO): ribosomal large subunit biogenesis; translation
Cellular component (GO): cytosolic large ribosomal subunit; ribosome
Molecular function (GO): RNA binding; structural constituent of ribosome
Source: RefSeq, a predicted model, not a curated record
AUGGGCGACGCAGAGGUUACCGCCAGCAGCUGGAGACAGGUGGAGCAGGGACGCAUCGCGUUCUUCGCCAACGGCCCUUUCAUCAACCGAGUCGCCGCCAUCGUCCAGAUCAUUGACCACAAGCGCGUCCUUGUCGAGGGUCCGUCCGAUGAGCCAAAGCUCGCCGUUCCACGUCACGCCGCCGCACUCAAGGACCUCUCUCUAACCGGCAUCGUGAUUGAGAAGCUCCCACUCGCAACCGGCUCCGGCUCUCUCAAGAAGAGAUGGGCAGAGGCAAAGAUUGACGAGAAGUGGACAAACAGCGGCUAUGCGAAGAGGCUGCAAAAGGAGGCGCGGAGGAAGAACUUGAACGACUUCGAGCGCUUCAAGGUUAUGCGAUUGAGGAAGCAGGCUCGCUUCGAGGUCCGCAAGGCCAUUGCUUCCGCUAAGGCAUAG